Molecule: messenger RNA, 3667 nt
Organism: Frankliniella occidentalis (western flower thrips)
Lineage: Eukaryota; Metazoa; Arthropoda; Insecta; Thysanoptera; Thripidae
Product: endoplasmic reticulum transmembrane helix translocase
Biological process (GO): intracellular calcium ion homeostasis
Cellular component (GO): endoplasmic reticulum membrane
Molecular function (GO): ATP binding; ATP hydrolysis activity; P-type ion transporter activity
Source: RefSeq, a predicted model, not a curated record
UGAGGGUGCAGUGACGUAGGCGUAGAGUCUACUGCUGCUGACUUGUGUUGUGGAGCAGCAGCAGCAGCAGCAGCAGAAACAUGGCAAAAUCUGGCAGCGGAGAUGAAAACGUUCCUCCGUCGCCAAGCAAACGUUCGGCCAAGCAGAUAAACGCCGUGGACGAGCUGGUGCAGUCAGUAACCCUGCACGCGCCCCGGCCGCUGCUGCUGCACGGCUACGUGUUCCCGUUCCUGGUCUUGUACCCUGCGUGGCUGUACGGCUGGCUGUUUGUGUACGGAAUCGACGAUCACGUCGAGGCGGGGUUCACCGGUUUGGCUGGACUGGGAGUCCUCCAGGUCUUGAUAUGCCUUUGCUGCCACUGGUCCGUGCACGUGCGGUGUUUCCUGACUUGCGGAUCGGUGAAAGACGCACUACAAGCUGAAGUUGCAAAAGUAGUGCCGACAGACAACAAUGGAUCUUCAGAACUCAUAAAAGUUCAUCAUUUCAAAGAUGAUGACAAAAAUGAUAGUUUAUGGUUUGUCUUUCAAAAGACAAAGUAUGUGUGGGACCAUGAAAGAAAAUGCUUCCAAGGUUUACGGUUCCCAGUGGACCUUAGCUUUUCAACAUAUAUGGAAUGGAAAGGUUAUCAGGAAGAAUCUGAUAUUCAGAAGGCAGAAAGCUUUUAUGGAAGAAAUCACCUAGAUAUGGUAGUGCCUGAGUUCUCAGAACUCUUUAAAGAACGUGCAACUGCUCCAUUUUUUGUUUUUCAAGUAUUUUGUGUGGCAUUGUGGUGCCUUGAUAAGUAUUGGUACUAUUCAAUCUUUACCCUUAUCAUGCUUGUAUUGUUUGAAUGCACACUUGUUCAGCAACAAAUGCGAAAUAUGGCAGAAAUUCGCAAGAUGGGUAACAAACCAUAUUCUAUUCAGGUUUACCGCAACCGUCGAUGGAGACAAAUUUUGAGUGAUCAACUUGUUCCCGGGGAUAUAGUGUCCAUUGCAAGAUCUCAGAAUGACAAUUUUGUGCCUUGUGAUAUGCUGCUUUUGAGAGGUCCGUGUAUUGUAGAUGAGAGCAUGUUGACUGGAGAAAGUGUACCUCAGAUGAAAGAGCCAAUAGAAAAUAUUAUGGAUUUGAGUCAGCCCUUAGACCUUGAGGCAGAUGGCAAAUUGCACGUUCUUUUUGGUGGUACCAAGGUGGUUCAGCAUACACCACCCAGUAAAACAUCUGCUGGCCUCAAAGCUCAAGAUAAUGGCUGUGUGGCAUAUGUUCUUAGAACAGGAUUUAACACUUCUCAGGGAAAACUUCUCCGCACAAUCUUAUUUGGUGUCAAACGUGUCACAGCUAACAAUUUGGAAACAUUUGGAUUCAUCAUGUUCUUGCUGGUAUUUGCACUAGCUGCUGCUGGUUACGUUUGGGUGAAAGGUUCUGAAGACCCCAAGCGCAACCGUUAUAAACUGUUUUUGGAGUGUGCUCUAAUCUUAACUUCAGUUGUGCCUCCAGAGUUGCCAAUUGAAUUGUCCCUUGCUGUUAAUGCUUCAAUUCUUUCACUUUCAAAGCUAGCUGUUUACUGUACUGAGCCUUUUCGUAUACCAUUUGCGGGAAAAGUUGAAAUUUGUUGUUUUGACAAGACUGGAACUUUAACUAGUGAUAAUCUAGUUGUUGAAGGAAUAGCUGGUCUCAAAGGACGUUCUGGCGUGGUUGCAAUAUCAGAUGCUCCCUUGGAAACAAUACAGGUUCUAGCAACAUGCCAUGCACUUGCACAGCUCGAUGAUGGUUUGGUGGGAGAUCCUCUUGAGAAAGCCACUCUGACAGCAGUGGACUGGAAUCUUACUAAAGGUGAUGCAGUUAUUCCAAAAAAAGGAAAGUCUCCAGGGAUCAAAAUAUUCCAUAGACACCACUUUUCAUCUGCUUUAAAACGUAUGUCAGUUGUUGCUGGGUACACUCUUCCUGGUAGCACUGACACAACUUACAUAACAACUGUUAAAGGAGCUCCAGAAACAAUCAGAGAUAUGCUUGCCUCUGUUCCUGAAGAUUACAACAAAGUCUAUUUGGAACUAUCAAGACGUGGUGCUCGUGUUCUUGCUUUAGCUUGGAAAGAGCUUGGUCGCCUAACCCAGGGUCAGGCACGCGAUUUAAAACGAGAAGAGCUAGAAAGAGAAUUAAAUUUCGCUGGAUUUGUCAUUAUAUCAUGCCCCCUAAAGACCGAUUCUAAAAGGGUCAUCCAGGAGAUUCAAAAUGCUUCACAUAAAGUUGUUAUGAUAACUGGUGAUAAUCCAUUAACUGCUUGUCAUGUUGCCAAAGAACUGAAGUUUGCAUCCAUAGGAGAAACUCUUAUUCUGACCUUAUCAGCUUCCAACGAGUGGAUUUGGGAGAGCAUUGACCAGACCAAAAGUGUUUCAUUGGCAAAGAGCUUACAAGAUGGAAAAUUUGUUAAGUCUUAUGACCUAUGUGUGACAGGAGAGGGGCUUUCAUACCUUUUUGAAAAUCAUGAAAAGUUUUGGUAUUCUAUUUUACCACAUAUUCAAGUCUUUGCACGUGUUGCCCCUAAACAAAAAGAAAUGGUUAUUGUAGGUCUCAAGUCACUAGGCUUUUGCGCUCUUAUGUGUGGUGAUGGAACCAAUGAUGUAGGAGCUUUAAAACAUGCCCAUAUUGGUGUUGCAAUCCUCACUAAUGCUCCAGAACGACUGCCAAGCAGAAAAGAUAAGGAAAAGAAAAGAAGAGAAAUUGAAGGUAUUGACCACUCGUCUCAUGAGAGAAGUCAUGGACCUCUUGAAAGAGCUGGACCUCAAAGACCGGGGCCCCGUCAGAUGACAGACCCUCGUCAGGCUGCACUUAAUAAAGCUCAAGAACAAAUACAAAAGUUAUUGAAGGAAGUAGAAGAAAUGGACCAACCACAGAUAGUAAAACUUGGUGAUGCUAGUAUUGCUGCACCAUUCACUAGCAAACUUUCUUCCAUUCUAUGCAUUUGUCACAUUAUUAAGCAGGGGCGCUGCACACUUGUUACAACUCUGCAAAUGUUUAAGAUUCUUGCCUUAAACGCUCUAAUCCUUGCAUACAGCCAGUCCGUACUGUAUGUUGAUGGCAUCAAGCUCAGUGACAUGCAGGCAACACUUCAAGGUCUUUUGCUUGCCACAUGUUUCCUCUUCAUUUCAAGAUCCAAGCCUCUUAAGGUGCUUUCAAAAGAAAGACCUCUCUCAAAUAUUUUUAACUUUUACACUGUGUUGACAGUCCUUGGCCAAUUUGCUGUCCACUUUGUGUGUCUCAUUUAUUUAGUUCAGGAGGCAACUCUUCGUUCUCCUCCAAGGGAUGGAAAAAUAACUUUAAAUAUGGAUCUUGAUGAUGAUGCUCCUCAAGAAUUUGUUCCCGGCAUUCUUAACAGCACUGUUUACAUAAUAUCUAUGGCCCUGCAAGUUGCCACAUUUGCCAUAAACUAUAGGGGACAUCCAUUUAUGGAGAGCUUGAAAGAGAAUCGCCCUCUCAUGUUCAGUGUAUUGGGCUCCACUGCAUUUAUAUUUGCUUUGGCAUUAGGUGUAUUCCCAGAAGUAGCUCAACAGUUUGAAAUAGUUGACUUCCCAUUAGAGUUCCGAAUCAUUCUGGUUCAAGUACUUUGUGCUGAUUUUGCUUUGUCCUACAUAGUUGAUCGAGCUUGCUUAUGGUUCUUUGGAGAAGGACAACUUACCAUUAAGUAAUC